AUGGCCGCACGACGAGGAAGUCGCAUCCUCAAGCCAUUGCUUUAUACAGCUGGUGUUGGAGCAAUUGGCAGCGCAGCACUAUACACCGUAUACCGACCUCGAAACAUUCCUGGCGCAGAAGCAGCGGCAGUUCCCCCACCUACGUAUGGCGAGGGAGGUGUAUUUCGACCGCCGCAUUUCCCCAAUGCGAAGAGUCGAGACGAACAGAUUGCAGACCUAAAGCGUAGCGGCGGUGUCGUUGCCCACGUUGCAGACAAAGCAAAGAGAUGGCUGGGAGGCAGCUCCACAGCAUCACCGGCGGAGACAGAAGACGAGCCUUAUGAUCUGUUGAUCAUCGGUGGUGGUGCUACCGGGACGGGUAUUGCGCUUGACGCUGUCACAAGAGGGUUAAAGGUUGCGCUUGUCGAACGCGAUGACUUUAGUAGUGGCACUAGCAGCAAGAGUACAAAGCUGGUGCACGGAGGUGUGCGAUACCUCGAGAAAGCCGUUUGGAACCUGGAUUACAACCAAUACGCCCUCGUCGUUGAAGCUCUCCGCGAACGCCGUUACUUUUUGGACACUGCCCCGCAUCUGUCACAAUGGCUUCCGAUCAUGAUCCCGCUCCAGAAGUGGUGGCAAGCGCCUUACUUCUGGGCUGGCACAAAGUUCUAUGAUUUCCUCGCUGGCAAAGAGAACAUUGAGAGCUCAUACUUUCUGACCAAGAGCAAGGCCCUGGACGCAUUUCCUAUGUUGAAGAAGGAAGGCCUCGUCGGAGCCUUGGUUUAUUACGAUGGUGCACACAACGAUUCCCGUAUGAACGUUUCACUCGCCAUGACAGCCGCGUUGUACGGUGCGACUGUUGUCAGCCAUCUUGAAGUCACUAGCUUGGAAAAGGAUGCCAACGGUCGUCUCUGCGGUGCGCGCGCGAAGGAUUGCGUUGCUGAAUUGAACGGCAAGAAGGCAGAGGAGUUCACAAUCAAGGCCAAGGGUAUCAUCAACGCUACUGGGCCUUUCACGGACUCGAUCCGCAAGAUGGACGAUCAGACGGUUGAAGAAAUCGUGGCCCCUAGCUCCGGUGUUCACGUCAUUCUUCCUGGAUACUACAGCCCUGCAAACAUGGGUCUCAUCGAUCCGAAUACAUCUGACGGCCGUGUUAUCUUCUUCCUACCAUGGCAAGGCAACACGAUUGCCGGUACUACUGACACAGCCUGCGAUAUCAAGAAGGACCCUGUCGCCGGUGAAGACGAGAUUGACUGGAUCUUGAAGGAAGUCAAACGCUACCUGCAACCGGAUAUCAAUGUCAGACGCGGCGAUGUUCUGGCUGCAUGGUCUGGUAUCCGGCCCCUGGUACGUGAUCCCAAGGCUGGCAAGACCGAAGGUCUUGUUCGAAACCAUCUUGUCACCAGCUCUCCUUCAGGCCUGCUUACCUGCUCCGGUGGCAAAUGGACUACAUACCGCCAGAUGGCCGAAGAAACAGUCGAUGAAGCGAUCAAGGAGUUCGGCUUAGCAACAAAGUCACUCGUAAACCCCACCCUCGUCAGCGGAACUGCCGUCAAAGACGAAGCUCCUCUCGACGGUACCUGCCAAACUCACCGCGUCCGCCUAGUCGGUGCACAUGGCUACUCCAAGACUCUCUUCAUCAACCUAAUCCAGCACUACGGCAUCGAAACUGAUGUUGCCAAGUACCUAUGCCAGGCUUACGGUGACCGCGCUUGGACCGUUGCUGCCCUAUCCGCACCAACGGAGCAGCGCUUCCCCGUUCGCGGUAAGAAGAUCUCCGGCCUGUAUCCCUUUAUUGAUGGUGAAGUGCGGUACUGCGUCCGCCACGAGUACGCACAAACCGCCACCGAUGUUAUCGCACGCCGCAUGCGCCUCGCGUUCCUGAACGCGCAAGCUGCCCUCGAAGCCCUGCCUACUGUUAUCGACAUCAUGGGCGAGGAGCUCAAGUGGGAUGCUAAGCGAAAGGAGAACGAGUGGAAGAACUCUGUUCACUUCCUUGGAUCCAUGGGUCUUCCCAAGAACAAGCUCGCUCUGACCAGGAAGGACGUGGAGAGCGGCCACGUUGGCAAAUACACGGAUGAGGAUUACCACCUUUACGCAAGACAUGGUGAGUCUUCCAAUCCCGAUUCUGACGCUAAGGCUUGUCAGAAUCUAUUCGCGUUUGGGAUUAGGCUGAAUCAAGUUUUUCUAGAUAAACCGGAUGAGCUGCUUGAGACGGAUAGCAAGUUUGCGGCUGGUCAUAACCCUGUGAUGGGCAAUAAUUCAAAGGCCAACAAAUAG
This is a messenger RNA of Cucurbitaria berberidis CBS 394.84, 2259 nucleotides long. RefSeq names its product mitochondrial glycerol-3-phosphate dehydrogenase-like protein. The record is from RefSeq and is a predicted model, not a curated record. Gene Ontology annotation, biological process: glycerol-3-phosphate metabolic process. The coding region runs from base 1 to 2259 and encodes 752 amino acids. NCBI's taxonomy places the organism in Eukaryota, Fungi, Ascomycota, Dothideomycetes, Pleosporales, Cucurbitariaceae. Gene Ontology annotation, cellular component: glycerol-3-phosphate dehydrogenase (FAD) complex; mitochondrion. Gene Ontology annotation, molecular function: glycerol-3-phosphate dehydrogenase (quinone) activity. The transcript is spliced from 3 exons.